Molecule: messenger RNA, 1711 nt
Organism: Centropristis striata (black sea bass)
Lineage: Eukaryota; Metazoa; Chordata; Actinopteri; Perciformes; Serranidae
Gene: idh3a
Product: isocitrate dehydrogenase (NAD(+)) 3 catalytic subunit alpha
Exons: 12
Coding region: 16-1173 (385 amino acids)
Biological process (GO): isocitrate metabolic process; tricarboxylic acid cycle
Cellular component (GO): mitochondrion
Molecular function (GO): NAD binding; isocitrate dehydrogenase (NAD+) activity; magnesium ion binding
Source: RefSeq, a predicted model, not a curated record
CUGAAUAUUGCAGGGAUGGCGUGGAGGUCAGCGAUUCUUAACCUACUAAAACAGUGGGGUUUAUCGCUCAAUGGCAAGGAUAAAAUCAAGGCACAGGAAGUAUCACGGGUGGUUGGAGCUCUGAAGAAAGAGACGGCACAACACAGGACGUUUACGCGUGGGAUUCAAACUGUUACUUUAAUCCCUGGUGAUGGAAUUGGUCCAGAGAUCUCCACUGCUGUCAUGAAGAUAUUUGAAACAGCUAAAGCACCAAUUCAGUGGGAGGAGAGAAAUGUUACAGCCAUCCAAGGGCCUGGUGGCAAGUGGAUGAUCCCUCCUGAUGCCAAAGAAUCGAUGGACAGGAACAAAAUUGGCCUAAAAGGCCCGUUGAAGACACCAAUAGCUGCUGGUCAUCCCUCUAUGAACCUGCUGCUAAGGAAAACCUUUGACCUCUAUGCCAAUGUGCGUCCUUGUGUGUCCAUUGAGGGCUACAAGACCCCCUACACUGAUGUGAAUCUGGUCACCAUCAGGGAGAACACUGAGGGGGAAUACAGUGGGAUUGAACAUGUGAUUGUGGAUGGAGUUGUACAGAGUAUUAAGCUGAUUACAGAGCAAGCCAGCCAGCGCAUUGCAGAAUAUGCUUUUGAAUAUGCCAGAAAUAAUCAGAGAGCCAGUGUCACUGCUGUUCAUAAGGCCAAUAUUAUGCGCAUGUCUGAUGGGCUUUUCCUACGAAAAUGCAGAGAGGCUGCUGAAAAGCACAAAGAUGUGAAAUUUACAGAGAUGUAUUUGGAUACUGUGUGCCUUAAUAUGGUACAGGAUCCAACACAGUUUGAUGUAUUAGUGAUGCCAAAUUUGUAUGGAGACAUUUUGAGUGAUCUUUGUGCCGGACUUAUUGGAGGUCUUGGAGUGACUCCUAGUGGAAACAUUGGUGCCAAUGGUGUUGCCAUCUUUGAGUCGGUUCAUGGAACUGCCCCAGAUAUAGCAGGAAAAGACAUGGCCAACCCCACUGCCUUGCUACUCAGUGCAGUCAUGAUGCUGCGGCACAUGGGCCUGCAUGGCUAUGCCAAGAAAAUUGAAACUGCCUGCUUUGACGUCAUCCGAGACAAAAAGGUUCUCACCAAAGACCUGGGAGGAAACUCAAAGUGUUCAGAAUUCACAGCAGCAAUAUGUCAACGAGUGCGGGAUCUGGACUAAAAUGAUGCUAUUUAGACCACAAGUUUAUUGUUAGCGUCUUUACUUAAUCAUGGCAUGCUGCACAUUAUAAACCAUAUUAUGUAUUUAAAAAAGACUCAGGAAUUAAAGAUCCUGAAUGUUUUAUUAUUUCCUCUGCACACUCCAAAGCACUGUCUUAAACUGUUGACCAACAGUUACUAUAUUAUGUGAUAUAUAUUUUAUUCCUGAACUGUUAAAUCUGUGGUGAAUAUUGUCUAUUUAUUGGCUUUAAUUGGCCUCUUGUCUAAUGUAGUUGACACUGUUAUUUUGACAAAAAAGAUGCUAACUGUAACCUCCAUUAUCACUGCUGAAACACUCAGAAAAACUCAACAUGUCAAACUCUUUAGAAAGUUACAUUUGUGGAUAUAAAAGUACAGAUAGACAUUUUAAUGAUUUAAACAUAAUCAGGCUUCUAUAACAUGAAACUUGCAGAUGUUUUGCACCAAGUCUUUUAUUUCAUGUCAUACUGUUUUUCUUGAUGCAAAUAUGAAUGUAUAAAGAAACAUGAAUAUUACAAAGA